Rubroshorea leprosula is the source of this 1076-nucleotide messenger RNA. The record is from the annotation of a GenBank genome assembly. Lineage: Eukaryota; Viridiplantae; Streptophyta; Magnoliopsida; Malvales; Dipterocarpaceae.
AGAAAAUUUUAAUGCAUGGCUACACCAAAAACUCCAAUUCCUUCUCUUCCCCUUUUCUUCUCCCCCUUUCUCUCUAUUUGAUCUGAUUUUCUUGCAUGAAGAGUUGAGGGGAAUGUUGUCUGUUUCGAAGCCAAUUCAUAGGGGAAGUUCAGACUUCAGACAACGUGUGAAUGACUUCGGACCAGGCUUCAUUCCCCCCAACAUGUGGUUUUCUUGUCUCAAGUCUCAACAGCUAUACAUAUCCAACAACCAUGUAUAUGUUUUAUGUUUUUGCUUCUGCAAUUUGAUGCAAAGAAGACAAAGAAGACGAGUUUGAAUCAAGAUUUUCAAUUCAACAACGCUGGAAAAAGGGUCGGAGAAGAUCAGAUUUGAGAAAGAUAUUAAUUCUCUGUGGGUCUUCAAGGAAACAAUCAAAAACUUGCAUGUGAAUGUCAUAAUUCAAGAUGGGUCAGAGCUGCUCGGUGGCUGUCAUAUAAACGUUGAAGGGAGAACUGUUGCUCCUUGCCUGCUUGGUUUUGAGUGUCACCCUGUAAGAAAGGUUAAGCAGUUGUUCAGAAUGAAAUAUACAUAAUCUAAUAUGCAGAAACGAAUUCAAUAUAUCCAAUUGUAAAUCAGAAAGGAAAAGAAUGGCAUUCCUGCAAAGAUAGCGUGAAGAGAGUAUCUAAUCUGUUGGUGUUAGUCUGCAUAAAAAUUUUGUCAGAAAAUAGGCCGAAAAAGUGAACUAGAGUACUCCUGUGAGGAUUUGAUGGGACUUUAGAGAUGGAGAUUCAUUGGAGAUCAGAGAGAAUAAAAAAGGGGGAAGGGGAGUCACCAAAGGGACAUUGUCUGCUUACUUGUGUUUCCCGUGUUCUCCAACUUUUUCAUGCGUCAAAUGGUAAGCUGUCUCCUAAUUCCCAUAGUGCUGUAGUCUUGUGAAACCUUUAAAAUAUAAAAAUCUGCAUUCCCACAGGUACCAGGAAGUUUUACGCUGUGCAUCAAAAUUGCAAAAUUUAAUGUAUCUUUGAGACUUACUACUAGUUCUGCUGUAGUUAAUCUGACAUGAACAAGUUUGUUGAAAAUACAUACUUGAUUGCAAA